Messenger RNA from Pyricularia oryzae 70-15, 3343 nucleotides. RefSeq lists its product as uncharacterized. NCBI's taxonomy places the organism in Eukaryota, Fungi, Ascomycota, Sordariomycetes, Magnaporthales, Pyriculariaceae. The record is from RefSeq and is a predicted model, not a curated record. The transcript has a single exon. Bases 343 to 2028 code for a protein of 561 amino acids.
GCUGGCAGGCAAGACAAGCUCUCUGCAUUCACGUCAGUGUCACGGCGGUGUACGAUAUGAUUUAGCUACAGUCCCGGAGGUGGCUGCCUAAAACAGCACACGGUGCUUUGCUCGACCCUUUCACUCCGACUCCGUGCCAACUCCACCAAAGAGAACCAAAUAGAUGGUAUGAGCUGAUCCACGUCGGAAUUGGAAAGACUUUGAUAUUAUAUCUGCUGUUACUUUCUGUUUUAUUCCGAGAAACUUUAUUACAACUGAUUAUUGUAUCGCUUCUAUUAACUGACCAAGCAAACAAAAACAUCCACCGGACGGAGGUUUCAGGCAGCAAAGUUUCAUGACGUCAUGCCAACGAUGCCUUGUUCCUUACUCUCACUUCCACUGGAGCUGGCCGCUCAGAUUGCCCGAGCAAGUAUACCGGAUGGAAUUGAAGGUCUUGCCUUGACUUGCAAACAGCUUCGCGCCGCCGCCGAGCCGCUCUUGGCAGAACACUACCGUCGGAAACGACGAUUUAGGCGAUUCAGGUUCCCUCUCACCCAUGAUGUCCACACCCAGUUCCUCGCUCCUGGCACGAGAGCCUCGAAUCCCGCGGACCCAGAUCCUGCCUCUAGAGCUACAGGCAUCAGGAUCCACAAGACAAUCGACCUCAUCCGCGCCAUUCUCGUCAACCCAGUCGUCGGGGAUUACAUUCUCGAGGCCGACCUGAGAGGCGAACCUUCUUUCAACAAUCCCGACUACAGAGACCUUGACGACGAUCUCAAGCUGCCCCUGGAUCCCAGCCGUAGCUCGUCGUUCCCACGCAUUGAAGACCACGACAGGGACCUAUUCAGAACUGCCCUGUGCGAGUCUGCGUACUUACAGCAUGCCAACCAGGAUCCCGAUCACUGGCUGGAGCAGCUCACCAACACGUGUACAGGCCACGCCGAGGUUUUCCUGCUGACCCUACUGCCGCGCGUCAAGCUUCUAUAUCCUCCUGUACACUGGGGGUAUAUUGGGAGGGCCAACCAAAGUCCCGAGCUUGAAAAUGUUUGGGCAGUGCUCGAUGCGAUUGUGAACCGGGCCAACGACAAAUCUCUUCCAGCUAAAGAUGCCUCUUUGUCUCAGCUUGAACGCAUAGGUCCUACCCUACUGCCUUCGUACGAGCUGUAUUGCGCCCUCAUCCCGUUCGAGCCGUUCCUUGGUUUGGACUCGGUUCGUACGUUUCAUGGGAGCGGCUUUAAGUUCAUCGACGACAGAUACACAGGUAAUCGCUUCCACCCACGCUAUAAACGUUAUAGUCAAAAUCUCGAUACCCUCGAGCUGCUUGCCUGUGUUACCAGGCGACCAGAACUCUCGGCUCUUCUGGAGAGGUGUGCCAGUGCCGGUCUCAAAAAGUUUCGAUUCUCGUACGAGACCAAGUGGCACGGCUGUGGCCACAACUGGGACGCCGGAGACUUUCUUGAUGUUGUGUGUCGCCAUGUGGGUCGCACUCUCGAGGAACUUUCGGUCACCAGGAUCUCCGGCUUUCGGGGUUGGGGAGAUAUAGGCACCACAAUGACCGACAUGCGGACCGGGUUCCCAUCUCUCAAGAUCCUUGAGCUGGAUGUUCGUAUGAUGAUGGGGCCAGCCAGGACAGAGGAGGUGGUUGCUGCAUACAGCAAAAAGGCAUAUGGGCCUUGGCCGCCUCGAGAAUGCGCCAACGUUCCACCUGCGCGACCCCGGCUUAUUGACCUCCUUCCGCCCCAACUCGAAACCUUUCGCCUCUUUUGCUCCAUGUUGGAGCAAGACGACCUCGAUUGCAUCAAAGCACUGAUAUCAGAGCUCCGAGCGGAGCGGGCCGCAAGUCUUCCGCGCCUGCAGGAGAUGGGCUUUUACUAUUACCAGACGGACAACAUCAAAAAGCCCCAAGUCCAGCAAACUCUGAGUGAAGUCCAAGAUGCUGGCUUCUCCAUGCAUCCCAACGAGAAGGAGCACAGCUGGGAGUACAAGGCUGUCAAUCCCAAGUGGGUGAACGACUCCAAAGAGAUGUUCUUUAGCAACUACACAACAUAGAGGCUCAAGACCGUUCUGGUUGUAGACUAGUGUUUUGCGAUGGCUUUAUGUGAAAGGAAGCUGACGUUGCUGGAUACGUCCCUUGCUUCCACGUUUCUGCAUGACAGCGAAACAAGCUAUGCGUUGGAAAUUGACAUGGUUACAGUGCAUCCACAUAGGUGCUGUCGGCCAUGGCUUUGGUGCUGUCGGCAAAGGCGAGCUGAUCGAGGAUGACGUCCGUAGGUUCCAGAGUUGUGCAUAUAUCUGGUUUCAAUGGUCUCGGCUCCAUCUCCGCAUUUUUCGUCACCUAUCCUCUGGUCACCACGGAAGUCAGCUGGGUAAACACAUCAGAUUAUGCAAAAAGUCGCUUACAUCGUUGCAUCGCCAGAUCCAAAUCCCAUCUCUCAAAAACUCGUGUAAAGCUCCUAGUCAAAUACGGGUCGGUCUGCCGCUUUACUCGGGUGGCCGGCAGGCAGCUAAGACGGCUGAGGGCAUCAGUUUCAAAAGCUCAGUCUCCAGCCCUUGUAUAUCUAUCUAGCCUACGGAAAAAAAGAUUGGGUUAAGCCUCGGACGAAGAUUCGUCUCUAGCUCAAUUAGCUCGCUUUUUUUCCCUGGAGGCAAGGCCCCUCUAUCAGUACUCUGGGACUGAAUCGCCGACAGCCGGCCGUAGGAGGUCUUGAAUGGCGGUUUUCGGGAUCGUAGAACCCUGUUUCGUCUCCCAGUCCGGUGAAAACCAAGACAAACGUGACGUUUUGACAAGAAUGUCCUUGAUGUUCUCAGUUUUGAUGUAGAGGAACCCUUUGUUUUCCCUUUGGGCAAGAUGGAAUGAAGGGUGUUUGUUCGACCAUAAUUUAACCGGACCGGGUCCGAUGCCACUGUGCAAGUAAUGCGCAACCAGAGAUCGCUCCGUCACGAAAUAUAGGUAUGUGGGAAUGGUCGCUGCUAUAGAGGAGCCUAGCAAGAAAACUGCAAGGAUCAAAGGGCAGAACAUGGUUGGGCGAGAUUAAAGUUUGUCGAGAGGAAACCAUAAGUCGAGACUGACCACUCAGCUGGUAGUGGCGAAUAAAGACGGUAUUUGGGAAGCCAGAUUGUACAAAGACAGCGAGCGAGCAGCGAUACAAAUAUAAGUAUUUGGGACAAAGGUUUUUAAAAAAAAAAAAAAGGCUACAGCAAGGGAUUCUUGUAUUAUUGAUACAUAAAUAAUUGGUGACAUGGUUUAUACAUAUUGAAAUUAGGAAAUUUCCGAUCUGUAUGUUGAUCGGUAUCACAAUGGACCACAGUUAAAUACGAGAUACGGGGAUGGUUUAAUGCAAUAAUAUGAUUGUAAUAUAAUGCA